UUUCGUCUCAUUAAUCAUAAACGUGUUAAGAACUCUGUAAAGUUUUGCACAGAAAAACGACAUAAAUCAGCAUGACAUCGUUACGUUUGAUGAAUAUUCUAGCUAUGGCCAUAACGGCCGUUGUGGUCAUCUUACCAUCUCAGCUGGAUGCCUAUUAUACACAAAAUACAGGUUGUUACCACAAUGGUACUUGGUACGCGGACAAAUCAUUAGUUCCCACAACCGAGAAAUGUCUCAACUGUCAGUGUACGAAGAAAACAUUGGUCUGCCGCUUAAAAGUUUGCCCAGAGAUGCCGAUGCCACCACCACGCGGCUGUGUCGUCGUCCAAAAGAAGAACACAUGUUGUCCGUAUCUGUCGUGUGCACGUUUAGAUGCCUUCUACAAGAUACCAGCCACGCGACGUAUUAUCGCUUAUUUGGAUCAUUACGAGCGUGAAUCAAUUGAUCGUGUAGUCAAUGACAAUAUGCUGCAGCGACGUUCCGACGAUACCGAUGUGGAUUUGUAUGUUUGUGUGAAAAAUGGAACUGUCUACAAAUCGGGUUCGGCAAUGUCAUCGUCAAAUCUCUGCACUUAUUGCUACUGCAUUGGUGGUACUGAAAAAUGUGUCAAACCUAAAUGUAUGUUACCGCUCGAAGGUUGUAAACCAAUUUUUGUCGAUUCAACGUGUUGCCCGGUACGUUACGAUUGCAGUACAAAACAAACUGGCAAAUCAUCGCAGGAGGUUCGCUAUCGUAAAACGGCCAAUAAACAUUAUUUACGUAUGUCACAAAGACUUCAACGAAAUCGUGGUUGCACAGUGGGUUCUCAAUUCUAUGCAGAGGGACAGAAAAUGAAAUCCGACAAGGAUAAACCAUGUGAUAUUUGUUUUUGUAUACGUGGUCAGAGGAAGUGUGCACCGAAGAAAUGCGCUCCAGCGUUGAGAAAUUGCAUACCCGUGGUACCGAAGGGUCAGUGUUGUCCCUCUAGUUAUGAUUGUGGUAGUCAGCGGGAUUAUCGCCGUUCACAAAAUUCAAGACAAUUUAAUCUGUUCUCUUUAUUAUUUGGCAAAGAUGAAGAGGAAGAUCAAGAGGCAAGUCCAUCGGAAAUUGCUGUGCAAUAUCCACCCGAUCGUCAUCCAGAGGUGGUGGAGAAACAACCGAUGAAAACUAAGCCACCCGGUGAGGUGGUGGUGUCCACAACAGAGAAAAGUAUUUUUGAUACUCUGCGGGAAGGUUUGGAAUUUAUAGACAACAACAACAAUAAUCAAAUGCUGAAAGAUAAUAUGGAUUUGACAGGGAUUCAACCAUCACCCACACCAAUACCAUUGGGGAGUAUCGCGGAGAAACCUUCAUCAACUACGGAGAUUAGUUUAUUAGAUCUAUUGUUGGGACCAUCAGAAAUCAAUGCUGAGGAGAAUUCUGCCGAAGAAGCUGAACCGGAAGAGAAGACCACGCCGAGUAGUAGUACUACAGGAAUCUCAUGGGUCGAUUUGUUAUUGGCUCCAGAUGAUGAUGAUCUAAGAACUUCAUCAACGGUAUCGGAUAAAAUUGAUGUUAAAGAGUCCUCUACGGUUCAGGAUCUAACAGAUUUCGAUGAUACCACCAGUACCGGCACCACCACUAUUGACCGAUUGGAUCGUAACAAUGUUACCGAUGAUGGUGAAGAAGAAGAUGAUUUGGGGGUGUUUAAAGCUGAGGACCAGGAUAAAUUAUAUUUGACCACAACUGAUGCUAUGGAUAGUACCAUGGAAACCGAGAGUGGUGAGGAGACAACACAGACCUUGCCCACCACUCUCAGUGAAACAACAGAGUUAACUAAUGUUACAACAAAAAGACCAAUUACCACCGAGAGCACCACAGCAAAAUUGCGGGUGGAAUUGAAAACAGAGAUGCCAACGACAAAAAGUCCACCUAAACUUCCUGUGAAAAAUAUCACCACAAAACCUGAAAUAAAACCCGAUAAUGGUCCAGAUUUACUAAGUGUGCUGCUAGAUGGCCUAAGUGGCAUUCUGUCAAGUGAUAAACCUCCGAAAAACUUUACAAAACCCGACAAUCAAACAAGUCUCAAACUUCCCCCUGUUAAAAUUGUCACCAAUAAUUUACCUUCCCCCAAACCUUUGCCAUUUUUCAAACCCCUGCCCACGGAUAAAACCUAUAGUCGCAUAAAUUCCAAAAUUGCAAAUCUCACCGUAAAACCUCCCAUGAUUUCCACAAAAAUAUUAACCAAUUCCACAUUUAAACCCCUCCCACCGCAUUUAAGCAAAAAUCCCAUAAUACCAAUUUCCGAAAGUCUGCUAAAAGAAGACACCUCAACAAGCAGCACCACAGCGGCAACAACUACCAGCAACACAUCACCAACAACAGUAAUAACAACAACAAGUACAACAACCUCCGCACCACCAACCAUAACAACAUCCACCCUAAAACCAGUUGUCAUCAAAACAAAUCCCACAAUUUUAGAAGCUGAACCACUGGAUCAAAAUACCGAUCAUACGCUACCACCAAGUUUACCCAAUCUCAAGAUAAUACCCUUCCUACCCACCGAUGCUGUUAAGGCAGAUCACAACAAACCACCCUCUUAUGACUUUUAUCAUCAUGGAUCGGGACCAACUUCGCGCAUAGAUUACGAUCAAUAUGACGAUGCCAAUUUAUACCCCUCGAUAACGGAAAAAUAUCCUCUCUAUCCAGAUUUGGAAGAUGGCAGUAAGGCGGAAUAUAUUUACAAAUUUAAUGUUGAAGGCCCCGAUUCAUUGGUUUCAUCACCACCGGGUAAAUUUGAUGGCACCUUGGGUUCACCAGCUUUUGUCAAAUAUGAUUUCUCCGCUGCAAACUUACAACCACCCAAGGGUUUUUCGCCACCCACCAAAACCGAGGGAGGUUUCGUACCCAAGGACCCAUUGAUUUUGGACGAUGAUCAUGAUAAUGUCAGUGUGAAUGUUGGUGAUAGUUAUCAAGUGACUCAGCAUAUCAUUGACAUUACUACAUCGGCGGAUGUCCUAAAUACCACUAAAGUUAUAGAAAUCACAACACCAGAUCCCUUCAAAGAUGUCAUUCGCACUGAACUGCCACCGGAUCUAACAUCGCUAAUCGAGGAUAAACUAAAAAAUUUGAUUACCCAAUCGAACUACAACAGCACCAUUGUCACAACCACUCAACAGCCAUCAAAGGAAAAUGUACAAAUCUCUUUUGACAUGAAUGUGGAGGAACAAUCAGUCAAGGCAACAGCAUCAGCAGCCGAAGCUCAUUUCCAUAAUGUAGAUUUGAAGGCAACGAACACAAUGACCGAUAUUGGAGAUAACAGCAAAAAAGUUACACAAGACAUGAGUGACAAACAAACCACAACAGGAAAAACAACGGCGAACAACCAUGCCGAAAAUGCCAUGAAUAAGUCUCAAACGGAGGAGCAUCAGGAUGAUGAUGAGGCUGAAAAAUCAAAUGAUGGAAAUUCGACUAUGCCAAAGGCUGGGGAUAUCAUCAAAUACAUGCCAGAGGAAAACAGCAAUACUAAGACGGACGGUUCAACAUUGACAGGCACUGGAACAACAGCAAAACCAAUAGACACAGCAAAACAAACAACAUUGACGACGUCAACCACAGCAACAACAACAAUCACCACUAAGGCCAGCAAAAGACCGGUCAUCAAGCAUAACAACAAUAAAACAAUUGCCCAUGCCACCAGCACUUCGACAUCAACGACGACAGCCAACAAUGCUAACAGACCGAACUUGAAAUUGACCAAAAACAAAGUGUCUGUCGGCCAGCCAAGUGCAACGGCAACUGAAACAAAGAUAUUGGCGUCAUCCGCAGUCUCAACGAAAACCAAAUCAUCGAAUGCAACACGACGUGUAACAAGCAAUAAACCGACAAGGCAACAUUAUCACAAUAAACCUAACUCCAGGCCCACGAACAUACCAGUUCAGGCAACAAAAAUGGCUAAUGCCACAGCCAAUGCGGCGAAGGGAUCAUCUGCACAGCAUCGAUUAAAUGGGACAAAUAUUGAGUCACAAUCCUCUGGCAAAAAUACAAAACGUACUGGCGCUGUAACGGUUGGCGCAUUACCAAACUCAUCUGCAACGAAGACGACAACGACAGCAACAACGAGGAGAACAUCAUUGCAAACAAAGGCACCACCACCAACGACAUCAUCGCCAUCGCCGCCAACAACAACAACCACAACAAAUCCAUUUUUAAUGUCACCUUUUGACAAAUUGCCUUUCAUGGAUGCCAGCUUUGAAGUGAAACGUAAUUCAGCAACGCCUUCAUUUGCAAUUCCAAGUCAAACCUUUUUAGUGGCCAAUGGACCGGCAGACGAUGGUCUUCCAUAUUUCUCAACAUCAUCCGGAACGUCAUCUUCCUCAUCUUCAGAAAAUCCAUAUUCAUUGUCUUCUGCGGAACAUAUUUCAUCUGUUAACCAUGCCAAAUUAAUGGCUGCACAACAUCAUCAUCCCUCCUUCAGUACGAGCAGCAGCAGUACGACCAGCACCACCACCACGACCUCUCAUGGCCAUGUUGAGGUGUCAACAUCAUUGCCUUCACGCAGCUCAGCAACGCUGAAUAAUUUAAUUGAUCCAAUUGGCAUCUUAAAAUUAGCCGGUUGUAAUAUCUAUGGACGCAUGUAUCGAGUGGGUCGAAUCAUACUCGAGCUGUCCUCACCAUGUCAGGAGUGUCGAUGUACCGAAAUUGGUGUUAAAUGUUCUCCAUUGGAGUGUUAG
Molecule: messenger RNA, 4691 nt
Organism: Musca vetustissima
Lineage: Eukaryota; Metazoa; Arthropoda; Insecta; Diptera; Muscidae
Product: mucin-2
Exons: 7
Coding region: 72-4691 (1539 amino acids)
Molecular function (GO): protein binding
Source: RefSeq, a predicted model, not a curated record